GUGGUUGAGCUGGCUGACAGGAGGCGAGCUGGGGCGGGGAGCGGGCGCGGCGGAGGCAGCCAGCAGGAGCGGGCGCGGGGGAUGAGGCUGCGGCCGGGCACGACGGCUCCUCUCGCUGCCCUGUGAGGAGGCCUCGAGGCCCUCCCUCUCUGCUCGCGCUUGCGGCGGGCGGCCUCGCCUUCUUCCUCCCCUCCUCCAUCUCUCCAUCCCAUCUUCCCUCCCGCACUCCUUCGCCCGGCCACGGGCCGCGCCUUUCCUCGCCCGCUCGCCUGCACCGGGGGAGCUGCGCCGCCGCCCACGCUCCGGUCCCCCUCCCUCCCCAUCUCUCCGGCACCAUGAUGGAGGAGAUCGACCGGUUCCAGGUGCCCACGGCGCACUCGGAGAUGCAGCCGCUGGAUCCAGCAGCUGCAUCCAUCUCAGAUGGAGACUGUGAUGCCCGAGAAGGCGAGACUGUAGCCAUGAAUUACAAACCAUCCCCACUGCAAGUGAAAUUGGAGAAACAGCGAGAGCUUGCUCGAAAAGGUUCCUUGAAAAAUGGCAACAUGGGCAGUCCAGUCAACCAGCAGCCCAAGAAGAAUAAUGUGAUGGCCCGAACAAGGCUGGUUGUUCCUAACAAGGGAUACUCUUCACUUGAUCAGAGUCCAGACGAGAAGCCAUUGGUGGCCCUUGACACUGACAGUGAUGAUGACUUUGACAUGUCCAGAUAUUCCUCCUCGGGCUAUUCCUCAGCAGAGAUCAACCAAGACUUGAACAUCCAGCUGCUGAAGGAUGGUUACCGGUUAGAUGAGAUCCCUGAUGACGAGGACCUCGAUCUCAUCCCUCCCAAAUCUGUGAACCCCACCUGCAUGUGCUGCCAGGCCACUUCCUCUACUGCCUGCCACAUCCAGUAACGGCCAGCACAGGCCGGGAAGGGGCAGAGGGGGGAGGCGGCACAUCUGGUGUCCAUUCCCACCCUAGUUCCCAUUCUGGGCCCUGAUUCUGGCCUUAGCCACUGGCCAACUUCUUAACAGCCAUUGCUUCCUCCUAUGGUAGGACGUGUACCUCUGUGUUCAUGAAGCCGGGAGAAACCAAAAUGAGAUUUCAUGGGGGGUUGGGGGGAGGGGGGAGGGUGGUAGGGACUCUUUGUUCAUUGAUUUGUUUAAAGGGGACUCAGCCAGCUUCUCCUUCUCCCCAGAACCACCACACCUCCAUUGUCUUCCCAACCCUAACUGUCUCCGAUAGACAGACUGGCCAAAAGUCUGGGGAGAGCGGGAGGGGGAGACAGAGGAGAGAUACCAGGGGUGAGUGAGGCCUAUAGGGGGACUGAAAAGGGAAGCAGCCUGGAGCUCUGACCUCCAGAGGGCUGGGGCUAAGUCAGUCUGUUUCAUUCAAAAGAGAGCUCUCCCAGAUUCUCCUCAGGCCAAACCGUGAUCCAGUGUGAUUUCCCAGGAUGCUCAGGCUCAAAGCCUUCUCCCAGGGGUCCUUGGAGAUUGCACUGUGAUGAUCUACUACAGAAAUAUAACACCUGGCAUCUGAAGGACAUCCCAGAGACUCCUGGAAUGGCUCAAGAAGGCCAGCUCCAGAGCUUCUCAGUCUACUCUGGCCUGACUUGCCCUGGCUCAGCCUCAUGAUGUGAAUGAUGAGAACUUGUUAUCUUUCCUGGCCCUGGCUUGUCCUACUCCUGCCUUCUGACCUACACACUGAUUUUUAGAUUUUUUUUUUUAAUGUUUAGUCUCCAUCUUUCCUUCCUUUCUGGUCCAUCCAACUCUGGCACAGUUUCUUGGUUUCAUUUCCCAUCAUUUUUCUAGGAGAUAUGAGAAUAAAGGGGAGACAUCCCAUCUCUACAACCUGGGGAACAGCUUCCUCUCUUGCUCUCAUCCUGUCUCUUUCUUUUCCCCUUUCUGUGACCAUCUGUCUGGAUUUUCCUCUUCCUCUUUCUGAUAAGGAGGGAAAAGGGAGCAGCAGUACACAUGGGAUCAAGACCAAGUGGAAGUGAAGAUGAAGUCUUGUCUACCUGUUUCUGUUGGUGCCCUUGCGGGUUAGUGGGUGGUGAAUAGAGAGUAUUCCCUCUGGCCCAGCCUCUCCCGACUUCUUCCCACAUCUCUGCCCCCGAGCCUCUCUGGGGAGCCAGAAGCAGGGAAGGACAGGGAGUUACUGUCAGCCCCCUUCUCUGGUCUGUGGUUAGCUAGAGUUGGGCCUCCCCGGGCCUCCCUGCUUUGCUUGCCUGAGCUUCCACCUUUCCCUACAGUCUAGGAUAUCCGUUGAGUCUGCAGUCCCAGGACUAUCUCUCCACCUGCUCCCCCCUCCCCACACAACUAGCUUCCUUCCCGAUGUCACUCAUGCACGGGCUGCAUUCGCUGCUUGGGAAGUCACCACCUUUGUCCACGUCCUCCCCUUCAUGAGGCUUAGAGGUGGUUACAUAGAAUAGGCAUCUUCAGGGAAGUGUGUGUGUGUGUGUGUGUGUGUGUGUGUGUGUGUGUACUCUUGUAUGUGUGUGUCUGUUAGUUUAUGUCCUUGGGCAUAGCAGUAGUAUGUGUCUGUGUGUAUCAGGUUGUGUGUGCAGAGUAUGUUCAUGCACAUUUGUUCUACUGCUAGUGUUGCUGUUUGGCUUAGAAGGGUCAGAAUGGGAGGAAGACUUCUCACAGCACUAUGAAGAGCAAAAAUCUCCCGGACCCCUUUUCCUGAGAGUCCUGAUACUGAGUGUGCCCCACUUAGGAGGGAAGGAGAGAACAUGAUCCCAACUGCCAAAGGAUGCUCUUAAUGUCAGGAUGGGCAGUGAUCUCAAAGGGUGAUCCAUGUACAAGGGAAACUGUUUCCUUGCUGGCACUUACCUAGCUCUCUAAAGCUCUGCAUUUGGUAAAACAGAAACCAUUUGGGGUGGAAGGGAGAUCCAGAGGAUCUCUGCCUCUAGAAUAGGAAGGUGCAAGAACCCCCAGAGGUGAAAAAAGUAGGAUCAAAGUGGACCAGUCCAAGCAAAGUUUAGGUCUCCUCUGUCCCAACCUGGGAUAGGCCAGCUUUGAAAAGUUGAUUUGUGCAACAGUGAACGUCCUCAGGAUCCUCCAUGGGCAUAUCCCAGCAAGGUCAUUCUCUUCCUGCCUCCCCUCUAGCCUAUCUUUGUGUGCCAGCCUCCUCCUUGUGUGGGAUUGGGGGUCUGGAGUCCAGAUUAUAGACUAGCCCCAGAUUUCUCAAGCCUAGUUACCCAAAGGAAGAGACUCACCCUGUCCUGUCCUCCUCAGUCUUUCAUUUGGUCCCCCAUACAGGUGUAGUCACUCAUUUGUGAACCAGCACCCCCCUUACAUAGGUACAUACACACAUAUGUGUGUGUAUAUGCACAGGUUUGUAUAUGUCUGCACAUGUGUUUGUAGAUGUGUGUACAUACACACAAUCACACUUAGUAUCCAAGCACCACUUAAUGUCCUUG
This is a messenger RNA of Sarcophilus harrisii (Tasmanian devil), 3400 nucleotides long. It is a transcript of the gene FAM219A, whose product is annotated as family with sequence similarity 219 member A. NCBI's taxonomy places the organism in Eukaryota, Metazoa, Chordata, Mammalia, Dasyuromorphia, Dasyuridae. The transcript is spliced from 6 exons. The record is from RefSeq and is a predicted model, not a curated record. The coding region runs from base 336 to 890 and encodes 184 amino acids.